Drosophila subobscura is the source of this 1165-nucleotide messenger RNA. RefSeq names its product oocyte zinc finger protein XlCOF19. The transcript is spliced from 3 exons. Gene Ontology annotation, biological process: regulation of transcription by RNA polymerase II. NCBI's taxonomy places the organism in Eukaryota, Metazoa, Arthropoda, Insecta, Diptera, Drosophilidae. Bases 53 to 1042 code for a protein of 329 amino acids. Gene Ontology annotation, cellular component: nucleus. Gene Ontology annotation, molecular function: DNA-binding transcription factor activity, RNA polymerase II-specific; RNA polymerase II cis-regulatory region sequence-specific DNA binding; zinc ion binding. The record is from RefSeq and is a predicted model, not a curated record.
UGGCGUGUGAAUUUUGUUUUCAUUUGUUUAUUCAAAUAAACACUUAAAAGUCAUGGAUAUUACACUAGUUUGCCGGAUUUGCGCAAAUAAAAUAAAGGACAAGAAGCGCGAGAGACAUGUGUUCAAAUACAUGCGUGGAAAGCUGCUGUGCCAACUGAAAAUGAUAACUGGAGUCGAGCUGUCUACAGAUGAAGGCUUGCCGGAGUUUGUCUGCGAGCGGUGCUUCUCCGAACUGGAUCUGGCUGUGAAGUUUCGCGAGCGUUGCAUCUUCUCACAAAAGUACUUGCUGGAGAUGGUCAAGAAGACCACAGAGGAGGAGCGCAAGAAGUACGUGCCAACGGAGCUGCAUGAACAAUUGAUUGACGCGGACCAGCUGGAGCCACCCAUUGAGGAUGAUGAACUUUUCAUGGGCUUCGUCAGAGACGAUGACGACGAGUUCACUUCCGAAGAGGACCCCCAGGCGGCGAUGCUCGUCGCAGCGGAAGAGGCGCACAAGGCUGCGAUAAAGGAAGAGCAGAUGAAUCGCGCAGCGAAGCGAUGCCGUAACUUCUUCAUAUGUGAGCAAUGCGGCCAGUUCUACGAUGACGAAUACUCGUACAACGAGCACUUGGAUGCGCACCAGGAGCGCAAGGAAAUGAAAAUGUUCUUUCCAUGUACCGAAUGCCCCGAAACCUUUACCAAGAAGGCUGAUUUGAAGCAGCAUCGCACGCAGUCCCAUAAUGGCCAGCGGCAAUUCAAGUGCGCGACUUGUGGCGAAGUCUUCGUUUCAAUGGGCGCCAAGCUACGCCAUGAAAAAGCCCAUGAGAAUGAACGCCCUUAUCCCUGUCUGCAGUGCGGAAAGAUAUUCACCAGUGUCUCGGAACUAAGUGAUCAUCAUGCCACCCACACGGCCACCAAAAUGAAAUUCAAGUGUGAGCCUUGCCGCAAGGAUUUCAUGACCAAGCCGCUCCUGGUGGCACACACCAAAACGAAGAGCCACAAGCGCACUCUGCAACGAAUUGAGGAUGAAAUUGAAUUUAUAAGUGACUUUGACAGUGAUUAACCUACAAACCAUUUGAUUAUGGAUUUACAAGAGCUGAGAUCUUCCAGCAUGAUUUUUCAUGGAAUAAUUAUAGUUUAGAGCUCUACUUGUAAUUAACAGAAAACUGAAUAUUCCUGAAAAGCA